Molecule: messenger RNA, 706 nt
Organism: Trametes versicolor FP-101664 SS1
Lineage: Eukaryota; Fungi; Basidiomycota; Agaricomycetes; Polyporales; Polyporaceae
Exons: 4
Coding region: 1-639 (212 amino acids)
Source: RefSeq, a predicted model, not a curated record
AUGUCUCUUCCCACCAUUGAAGUCGUCUACAGGCCCGGAACGGAGGCGUUCCGCGCGAAACCCAAGGAUGCAUCGUUCGUAAAGCCCGCGUUCGACAUCCUCAGCCAGCAGAAGGGCCAGCUGCAGAAGUUCUUCGGCCUGCAACACGAGGAUAAGACGUCCGCCUAUGUUAUCGUCGCUUGGGAGGACCUCGAGGACCACAAGCGGCUCAUGAACGACACCGAGACGUACCCGCGUCUCGGUGCCGCGGUCGGCAGCUUCUUCGACGUGACCGCGAAGGCCCCGCAGAACAUGGUGCACGUCCGUCCGACGAGCGACCCGUUCAAGGCGUUCGAGGCUCCCGUCACCGAGAUUGCGUACUUCACGCUCAAGGCGGGCACCUCGAAGGAUGCGGGCGAGCAGCUCAUCGACACGCUCUCGAAGGCGAUGAUCGCUGCAGGCAGCGCCGACGGCGUGGUGCACUCCGCCUGGGGCCCCGUUGUCGAGAAGGACAACGUCAUUGCGCUCUUCAUCGGGUGGACGAGCGUUGACGCCCACCACAAGGCGAUCUCCGCGAACACGACCCUGGCAGGCCUCAUUACACAGCUCAGGGCGGCUUUCGAGGUUGACUUGGUCCACGUUGAGUUCACUGCGGCCUAACGAGAAGGACGUACGAAGUACCAUAACCCUGUAAAUUAACCAUUCAAGACACUGAUGUUGUUAUCUC